Molecule: messenger RNA, 2099 nt
Organism: Anastrepha ludens (Mexican fruit fly)
Lineage: Eukaryota; Metazoa; Arthropoda; Insecta; Diptera; Tephritidae
Product: protein RCC2 homolog
Exons: 5
Coding region: 139-1584 (481 amino acids)
Source: RefSeq, a predicted model, not a curated record
GGUUGAGGGGUUGAUGCACAAUUUUCGUUGUAGCGUCACUUUGUUCUCUAAAGUUUGUCAAAUAAAUUGGAAUUGUUGGGAAUACUGAGGAAGUAAGAUUUUUUUUUCAAAAUACCUGAAAGCUAACCUCCUUGUAUUAUGUCUGCAAAACGUAAAGCUGGCGGGAACGGUGCAGGACCAAACAAGCGUCGGCCGAAGAAGCAAGAAGACUUUGAAGAGGACUUAAGUGAUGCUUCUAGCGACGAAGGCCAAUCUACCUCAAACCAGGUUGAAGUUUUGAUUCCCAAUGACGAUUUGGAUCCCCCCAGCAAGUUGCCGGAUGAUUUACUAACAUCUCUGGAAAAAACCCCAGGUCAAAUGCUGAUUGCUGGAAUGGUGACAUGGGAUUUAACGGGAAAGCGAGAUCGCAAAAAUGUUGUGAAAGUACGACCAAACCUUUAUAAUUUUCAUAGAUUUACUGAUGAGAAGUACCGCUACUGUGCAAGUGGUUGCAGCUCUGCCCAUACGCUUCUUAUUAAUAUGGAUCGUAAAGCCCUCGCUUUUGGUCGCAAUCCAUCAGGACAAUUAGGUUUACCUGAUGUGAAGAUAUGUGAGAAGCCUACAUUGAUUCCAGGGUUGGAAAAAUUUAACAUUGUGCAGGUAGCCUGUGGUCGCCAUCAUUCCCUCUUUUUGACCGAUACAGGUAUAGUUUACGCUUGCGGAGAGAACAAGUCUGGUCAAUGUGGUAUUGGCAAUACUCAGCCAGUAGUAAAUAUCCCAACACCAAUAAAUUAUGUUGGCCCACCAAUUAUUCGCAUUGGUUGUGGUGCCGAAUUUUCAGUGAUACUCGAUAUCAAAGGUAAUUUACACACUUUUGGAUUACCUGAAUAUGGCCAGUUGGGACAUAACACGGACGCAAAGUACUUUGUCAAUGCCAACAAGUUAUCGUUCCACUUUGAAUCUUCACCCAAAAAAGUCGUUCUUUAUAUUGAAAAAAAUAAGGAAGGACAUGUAACACCUGUGGACAACGUUCAAAUUGUGGAUUUUGCCUGUGGUAACAAUCAUACGGUUGCCAUUGAUUCGAAGAAGCGCGUUUAUAGUUGGGGAUUUGGAGGGUUUGGACGUUUGGGGCAUGCUGAGCCAAAGGAUGAAAUGGUACCCCGUUUGAUAAAAUUUUUUGAUACUCAAGGACGUGGUGCACGUAAUGUAUAUUGCGGCGCAACUUUCAGUCUCAUUGUCAACGAACUUGGUGUUCUCUUCCUAUUUGGACAGAAUAAGAAGACAGGAGAAGCAAACAUGUAUCCAAAACCGGUUCAGGAUUUAUCGGGUUGGAACAUAACUGAUAUCGGAUGUGGAAAUACUUCUAUUAUUAUAUCAGCUGAUGAUACCUUAAUCGCCUGGGGCGCUUCUCCCACAUAUGGGGAGCUAGGUAUUGGCGAAUUUCAAAAGUCUUCCACUGUUCCUAAGGAAGUGCCCAAAAUGGAUAACAUAAAAAUACCUCAGGUAGCAAUGGGUUAUUCUCACACAGUUUUACUCGUAAAUACUGAUCACGAGUCAACUAAAGAAAAGUAUGAGAAACUGCCAGAAUAUACCAUCGAUGAUUGAAUCCAAUCCAAAUUUAAUUGUAGUUGUUGACUUUCAUACUCCUCACUCUGCAUUUAUGAUAGAAUAGUAACUCGGUGAUAGAGGGUUUUACAUUGAGUUAUAAAGUUUAAAGAGAUAAUUCAAUACACAUAUAUAUAGAACAAUACAUUUAAAUUGAUUUCCUUUGUGCAUGGUCAUGGAAUAUUGUAAGGCCUGUGCAUUUGUGAAACAUUUUUAUGAUUUCCUUACAUUUACUUACUAUUAUAUUGGGUUUGCAUUUUUAUAUCAUCACAUCCGAAAAAAGGUGUUCGUAAAGAAUACUUGAUAGGUCUGAAGUGCAUUAUUUGAUAUCAGAGUCCAAUCCAUACAUAUUUAGUAGUAAGAAUGAUAAAUUAAGAUUCAAUGUCACUAUUUUAUAAUUUUUUACUGUUUGGCGUACAUAUUUAUAUUUUAUCACAUUAAUGCAGUAUUGUACUCAUACGUAUUACAAUUACAUACGAAGAACCUAUUUGAAAUAAAACUCAAUAAUAAAAACA